Molecule: messenger RNA, 744 nt
Organism: Knipowitschia caucasica
Lineage: Eukaryota; Metazoa; Chordata; Actinopteri; Gobiiformes; Gobiidae
Source: the annotation of a GenBank genome assembly
AUGAGGGAGCCGUGCGUGGCCGCGGCAGGACGUUCGCAAAGCCGGGACGUCAUGGCUGUUCAUCUGCUCUUCUGGGAGCUGGAGAACCACCUCAAGAGCCCCAAGGAUGCUGCAUACACGCUGAGAAUCACAACCAAUCAGUGUAGGCCUCGCGAAGACAGACAGCGCUCGCCUCUGUCCCGGGAGCUGCACUAUGGUCUGCGCCUCUGUCCUCUGCCCCCCUGGCCGCUCGCAGGGCUCCCGCACUGGGCUCAUGGAUCUGCAUGGGCUCGGAGAGGCAUGAACACACACUGCUACUCUGUGGCGAUGGACCUUGGCGUUUGUCACCUGCGGAAUCUGUCCAUAUCGUUUCUGUCCUCUGUGCUGGGGAGGGAGAGCGCGUCCGUACGUCUCGAUAGUUCUUCGGGAACGAGUGUGGUGGCAAUAGACAACAAGAUUGAACAAGCCAUGGACCUGGUGAAGAGCCACCUGAUGUACGCGGUGCGAGAGGAGGUGGAGGUGCUGAAGGAGCAGAUCAAAGAGCUGAUCGAGCGCAACUCUCUGCUGGAGCAGGAGAACACGCUGCUGAAGACCCUGGCCAGCCCCGAGCAGAUGGCCCAGUUCCAGGCCCAGCCGGGACCCAGGCCGCACUGCCGCCAUCACAGAACUCGAGCAUGUCGGCGUGACGUGGAUCACUUUCGCCAGUGCUGGAUCCGAGAGCCGAAGAAUAGCCGUACUGUGAAGAGAUCCCGACGCCAACGCUGA